CAGCUUGUCUCCCUCCAACAGCAGCAUGUUGCAGCCUGUGAGGCAGGACGUGAUUCAGUUUAUUAUGGUCGGAGCUGACGGAGACUCUGUCAGAGCUGGACAGCAGUGGGAGAUUUGAAUCCAACACUUCAUCUAGAGAGACAUCACAUCCCAGAAAGGAUCUAAACCUUCUUUCAGGAUGAAGAACUUCACUCCUUCCCUCCUGACGACUCCCACCAAGGACCCCAACCUCGAGGACGACAGCGUUGUGAGCAACGACUUCUCCACCACGCUGGGCGCCCUCAUCCUCGGCCUGGUCUUCCUCCUGGGCGUCCCCGGCAACCUCUUCAUCGUCUGGAGCAUCCUGGCGCGCAUCCGGCGACGCUCGGUCACCACCCUCCUCAUCCUCAACUUGGCGUGCGCUGACGGCUUCCUCAUGGCCCUCACCAUCUUCUUCAUCAUCUACCUGGCCAAGCAGACGUGGAUCUUCGGAAAUCCCAUGUGCAAGACCCUGUUCUACCUGUGUAACGCCAACAUGUAUGCUUCCAUUUUCCUGAUCACCCUGAUGAGCGUGCACCGGCUGGUGUCCGUGGUGUUUCCGCGGAGACUGUCCUACCUGAUCAGCAGAAAGGUGGUGAGGAGGGUCAUCGUGGGCAUGUGGGUGCUGGUGAUGGUCAUUUCUGUCCCUUCGCUGGUGUUUCGAGACGUGAGAGAAGACAGCGACGAGAGGAACAGAACCAGACACGUGUGUGCUCCCAACCACACCCUGCCUCGACAUGUGAGGUUCCAGUAUGCCUUUGAGACAGUAGCAGGAUUCAUCCUUCCCUACGCCAUCAUCAUAACCAGCUACAUCCUCAUCCUGAGACGCCUCAGACAGACUAAGUUCCGGCGAAAGAUCCGCAGCGAGAAGCUCAUCUUGGCCAUCGUGGUGAUGUUCGGCCUGUUCUGGCUGCCGUACCACGUCAUCAACAUGAUUCAGGUGGCAGCUAUGUGGUACAAAGAGAAGUCACCUACAAGAGAGAUAUUGGACCACAUCUCUAAGUCGAGCCGUGCUGUCACCUCAGCUCUGGCCUUCAUCAGCAGCUGCGCCAACCCCGUCCUCUACACCUUUGCUGGCAAGUCAUACAUCAAGCAGAACGGUUUCGCCUUCAUGGCGAAGCUGUUCGAGGGAACGGCGUCUGAGGGGAUGGGGAACAAGAAGAGCCGAGUGUUGGGUAAAGACAACGUGGGUCACAGUAACACUGACUCUCCGAGCAACACGGUGGCUUCUACUGCACUAAACGGAAACACUCAGUGAACCUUGAGCUCUAAAUGGACUUUGUACAUAAACAAAAGAAACUGAACAUUUGUAGAGCUACAUGUGGAGUGUGUAGACGUCGUUGUGAGGCUGCAGAUGAACCGAAGUGGUGGAUUAUGAAUUUUAUUGGACAAUAGUGAUACCUGCACCUUUACACCAAGACUGUCAGUCUUUUUACAUUGCUUUAGUUACAGAAAACAGCAAAAUCAGUAAUACUGUAUUCACUUACUACUGCAUACAGCGCGCCAUCUACUUGGGGAUUAACUGCACUGUGGGAAAAACAUACUUUCUUUGCCCAGCAAUUGUAAAUAAUACAUACAAUAAAUGGUUUAUAAUACACUAGAUGAUGUAUGUUCUCAGCAGAUCUGACAUUUCUGAAUGUUUGCGAACAUACAGUGUUGAUAAGAAACUAUAAUUUGUCCUAUGAAGAUCUACUUUAUUACAACUGCUCUGGUCGUUUGCUUUCUUUAUUUGGAAGUUAAUUGAUGGAAAAUAUGUAAAUAAUUACAAAUUUUUUUACAAAUAUACUAUUGAAAUUGACUGAAAUCCACUCUUGAAAAUCACUUUGUUCCUCUUUGAAUUGUUUGGAGCUGGACUCAUAACAUUGUGUAAAGUUUUUAUAUUAAACAUUGUCAGUUGUGAACCUA
Molecule: messenger RNA, 1923 nt
Organism: Amphiprion ocellaris (clown anemonefish)
Lineage: Eukaryota; Metazoa; Chordata; Actinopteri; Pomacentridae
Gene: ltb4r2b
Product: leukotriene B4 receptor 2b
Exons: 5
Coding region: 179-1276 (365 amino acids)
Biological process (GO): inflammatory response; complement receptor mediated signaling pathway; positive regulation of cytosolic calcium ion concentration
Cellular component (GO): plasma membrane
Molecular function (GO): G protein-coupled receptor activity; complement receptor activity
Source: RefSeq, a predicted model, not a curated record